UGUGUCAUCGAUCAUAAUAGAAUAUCACAGCCAUUUCCAGACACAAAAAAACUACAAGUCCAUCAUCAUCGUCUUCUUCUUUCAAACGACAUUUCAACUGCCGAAUGGGUGCUGCAGAACCUGUGGUUCAGGGAGGGAAUGAAACUGGAGCUAAAGUCAGAGAGGAAAAUGGAAAGGAGGAGGAGGAGAGGAAAGCAGUGGAUUUGGAAGGGGGUUUACGAGAAGAGAGAGUGAUUCAGAUGAAUAGUAAUGGAACUGGAAGAGAGAAUCAUAAUGAUCGUCGUGAAGACAUUCUGCUCUCGAAGUUCCAGACGUUGAACCCCACUAAUCCAUUGAGGAUUGUGAUUAAUGGACCCAAUAAUAGGGUUCCAAAUCCUUCUCCUGCUCAAUCUCAACGUCCUCAACCUCUUUCCAUUCCAACCCCACAAGAACAGCGCCGGUUGACUUUGAAUUCCAGAAGAUAUACGAACAGAAUAUCUCUUUUCCUCUUCCUUCUCCACUUGUUAUUAGCUAUUGCCCUGGUUUGCUUUCUUGUGUUUAAGGGAAUUCAGGGGCUAAUCCAAGGAUCGGAUUCUAUGGAAAGGAAAGAGAAAAGACUAUUAAAGUACUUUCUACCCCAAGUGGAAGCUGCAGCUCUCUUGAGCAUCAUUCUUGCGUUUGCAUGGCAAAAAGCAGUUAGGAAAUGGCCUACAUUCAUGGUUCAUUUCAUAUUAUGGUGCUCUUUUGUGAUGUCUCUAUCUGCUGGAAUUCUCCUACUUUGUUUCCAAAAGCCUCCCACUGAUGGUGUUGGAGUUUGUUUGGUUGCUUUUUCAAUAGGCAAUGGCUUAUAUGCUUGUUGGGUUAAUAGGAGAAUUAAGUUUUGCAGUAAGAUUUUGAGUUUAUCGCUGCAACCGACUUCAAACUUCACUGAUUUGAACCAUCCCACUUAUUAUAUGCUUGGUGCUGGAUUCUUGUGGAUGACUGUCUGGAUAUUGGCUGUAAUUGGAGCCUUGAACUUCUAUUUCCCUCCUUUGGUCAUCAUUGCUUUGGUCUUGAGCUUGGCUUGGAUUACUGAGGUCUUGAGAAAUGUGGUUAAUAUCACUGUAAGUAGAGUCAUUGCACUGUAUUACCUAAGAGGAAUGCAAGCAAGCACUCACUUUUGCUUCCUGAGAGCUUUAACCCGCAAUCUUGGAAGCGCUUGUCUGGGGUCUCUCUUCGUUCCAACAAUUGAAACCCUGCGAAUCGUCGCCCGAUUUCUGAAUCUUCUUGAGGGAGAAGAUGAAUUCUUGUUUUGUUGUGCUCAUUGUUGUCUCAAUGUCAUGCAGUCCAUCUUCAGAAAUGGCAAUGGCUGGGCCUAUGUACAGAUAGCUGCAUAUGGAAAAGGUUUUGUAAUGGCAUCUCAGGACACAUGGGCUCUGUUUGAGAAGCAGCAAAUGGAAGAACUAGUGGACUCUGAUAUAACAAGCGCAGUCUGCUUCUUCACUGGAAUUUGCAGUGGAUCAAUCUGUGUCAUUGUUGUGGCUGCUUGGACUGCUAAAGUACACCAAAGUUUCACGGCCACUCUGUCUCUUCUGACCUUCUUCAUUGGAUACCUUCUGACUAGGAUCGCCAUGGCAGUGCCUCACGCAUGUGUUAGUUGUUACUACGUGUGCUAUGCAGAGAACCCACAGAACAGAGUGUUUGAUGAAACAAUUAAAGAUCGUCUCUCUUUGAUGAAAUCAAAUCGUGAUAUGAGUGUGCGUACGCCUCGAGUUUCAUCAAGACUGCUUAGAGUUUAGUUCACUCACAAUCUGCUCAGAUCCUCCUUCAAGCUUAAGCUUCUUCUUCUUCUUCUUCACUGUACAGAUAUUAGUUCAUGGCCAACAAGUUGAGCCAUUCAUUUUUGGAUGUUCGUAGUGUAGUGUAGUGUAUUGUAUGGAGAAAAUGAGAAUUCUUUUGAGAUGGAGGCAAAUAAGAAGAAAACUUGCAUACAAUUCUUUGUACUUUGAACUGUAAAUUUCCAUUAAUCAUAACAUGACGGUAAAUUGAAUGGUUUUUUUACCA
Molecule: messenger RNA, 2022 nt
Organism: Neltuma alba
Lineage: Eukaryota; Viridiplantae; Streptophyta; Magnoliopsida; Fabales; Fabaceae
Product: protein PNS1-like
Exons: 5
Coding region: 105-1757 (550 amino acids)
Biological process (GO): transmembrane transport
Cellular component (GO): membrane
Molecular function (GO): transmembrane transporter activity
Source: RefSeq, a predicted model, not a curated record